Papaver somniferum (opium poppy) is the source of this 2058-nucleotide messenger RNA. RefSeq names its product glucose-6-phosphate 1-dehydrogenase, cytoplasmic isoform-like. Gene Ontology annotation, cellular component: cytosol. The record is from RefSeq and is a predicted model, not a curated record. Lineage: Eukaryota; Viridiplantae; Streptophyta; Magnoliopsida; Ranunculales; Papaveraceae. The coding region runs from base 293 to 1843 and encodes 516 amino acids. Gene Ontology annotation, molecular function: NADP binding; glucose-6-phosphate dehydrogenase activity. The transcript is spliced from 16 exons. Gene Ontology annotation, biological process: pentose-phosphate shunt, oxidative branch; glucose metabolic process.
AUAUCCUAUGUCAUGUCACCACAUAUCAGAAAAUGCCACCAAAGAAAAUAUCUUCUUAAAGUUUGUUUUUAUUCCAAUUCCGCUCUAGAUCCAUUUUGUGAUCCUAAAAAGAAAUCUUGUUAAGUUUCCAUUUUAUUGAGGAUCAAAUUCUGAUUCUAAUCGGAAACCGGUGGAAACCCUAACAAAUCUCAGUUUGUUGAAAUUAGCUUCAGAAAAGAACUUAUUGGUUUUGCAAUGGAAUCUAAUAGGUCAUCUACAGAAGGAAGAAGAUCUUCUGUGUCAUCAGAAGGAGAUGACCCCUCCCUUGAUAAUACCAAUGUUUCCGAAACUGGGUCUCUCUCAAUUAUUGUUCUUGGUGCUUCUGGUGAUCUUGCUAAGAAGAAAACUUUUCCUGCUCUGUUCAAUCUCUACCAACAGGCGCUGUCGUGGUUUCUGUGGUGUAUGCAAAAGCUUAAUGGGAUUUCUACAAUCAAAUGAAGUUCAUAUAUUUGGAUAUGCACGAACCAAGAUUUCAGAUGAUGAGUUAAGAGACAGGAUCCGCGGGCACUUACUUCAGAGCAAGAAUUCUUCCUCUGGUUCUGGGGAAUCAGAAGAUGCAGCUAAGUUUCUGCAACUGGUCAAGUACAUCAGUGGUGCCUAUGAUGGCGAAGAGGGUUUUCGGUUGUUGGAUACGGCAAUUUAUGAGCAUGAAGUCUCUAAGAAUACUCAAGAUGGAUCAUCCAGGCGACUGUUUUAUCUUGCACUUCCACCUUCAGUAUAUCCAUCUGUCUGCAGAAUGAUCAAACUCUUCUGCAUGAAUAAGUCUGAUUUAGGCGGCUGGACGCGGAUUGUCGUUGAAAAGCCAUUUGGCAAGGAUUUGAAGUCUGCAGAGGCUCUUAGUGGCCAGAUUGGGGAAUUAUUUGGUGAAGAACAGAUUUAUCGUAUUGAUCACUACCUAGGAAAAGAGUUGGUUCAGAAUCUGUUAGUGCUUCGCUUUGCAAAUCGCUUCUUUUACCCCCUCUGGAACCGUGAUAACAUCGAUAGUAUACAGAUUGUAUUCAGAGAAGAUUUUGGAACUGAAGGACGAGGUGGAUAUUUUGACGAGUAUGGAAUCAUUCGGGAUAUCAUUCAGAAUCAUCUGAUACAGGUUCUCUGCUUGGUCGCAAUGGAGAAACCCGUUUCUCUUACACCAGAACACAUACGCGAUGAGAAAGUGAAGGUUCUCCAGUCAGUUGUACCCAUUAAAGAUGAAGAAGUUGUCCUUGGGCAGUACGAAGGCUAUAAAGAUGACCCAACCGUUCCAAAUGACUCAAAUACCCCAACAUUUGCAACGGUAGUUUUGCGAAUACACAAUGAAAGAUGGGAAGGUGUACCUUUUGUACUUAAGGCAGGAAAGGCUUUGAAUUCAAGGAAAGCCGAAAUCCGAGUUCAGUUUAAGGAGGUUCCUGGGGACAUCUUUAAAUGUAAAAAACAAGGAAGAAAUGAGUUCGUCAUACGCCUGCAACCUUCAGAGGCCAUGUACAUGAAGUUAACAGUGAAACAACCAGGACUAGAGAUGUCAACAACUCAAAGCGAAUUAGACUUAUCUUACCAACAACGGUAUCAAGGAGUACAGAUUCCAGAGGCUUAUGAGCGCUUGAUUCUCGAUACGAUAAGAGGGGAUCAGCAGCAUUUUGUACGUAGGGAUGAAUUGAAGGAAGCUUGGGAGAUAUUCACCCCGAUGCUACAUCGCAUUGAUGAUGGAAAACUGAAACCAAUUCUGUACAAGCAAGGUAGCCGAGGGCCAGUAGAAGCAGAUGAGCUUCUAGCAAAAGCUGGUUAUAUGCAAACACACGGUUAUAAAUGGGUUCAACCAAAUUUAUAGAUUUAGAACAACGUGGUAAUAGCAAUAAUCUUUUACUAGAUGAGUGCUAAUAAAAACUGUGAUGAAGGGUGUCAUACAUAUAUCACGCCGAUUGAAUUCUCAAUGUCAGGUCUUAAUGUAUGUUUAGUUCAGAUACCUAAUCUAGUAUGUAUGACAUGUAUACUGUUGUGUACUUGUUAGUUAAAGUUAAUCUAAAGAAAAAUAAAUUGACACUA